Mercurialis annua (annual mercury) is the source of this 929-nucleotide messenger RNA. RefSeq lists its product as uncharacterized. The record is from RefSeq and is a predicted model, not a curated record. Lineage: Eukaryota; Viridiplantae; Streptophyta; Magnoliopsida; Malpighiales; Euphorbiaceae. The coding region runs from base 1 to 921 and encodes 306 amino acids. Gene Ontology annotation, molecular function: zinc ion binding; nucleic acid binding. The transcript has 2 exons.
AUGUUCUGCAUAAGGCAUCUGGCGAGUAAUUUCAAUACUCAUUUCAAAGAUAAGGAUUUGAAAAAACUGGCAGAAAAAGCAGGACGUGCUUACCAGAAAAAGAAAUUCACACGGUAUAUGAAAAUUAUGAAGAUCAAAUCGCCUGAUGGGUAUAAAUAUUUGAUGAAUAAGGAAGUAUUGAAGAAAAAUCAGUGGGCAAGGGCGUAUAACGUCAACGGACAACGUCAAAAUGCAAUGACAAUAAAUUAUGUUGAGUCUGUUAAUGCGACGCUCAAGAAUAUUAGAGGGUUGCCUAUCACCGUAAUGAUUGAAGCUAUUUUUCAUAAGCUUGUCGAAAAAUACAUUUCCCGUUGGAAAUUUUAUAAGUCAUUGAUCGACAAUGACAUUGAGUACACGCCAAUCUGCAUCCAAUUAUUGCGAAAAGCAGGAGACAAGUCUCGUACCCAUGUUGUCCAGCCGUAUGACAUGACCACAAUGAUGUGUGAAGUGGUGACUAAGAAGAAUAAUCAUAAUCAAGCCGGCGGAAAUAUUCAUACAGUAAACCUCCAUAAAAAGAAAUGCACGUGUGGUAAGUUUCAACAGCUGAAGGUGCCUUGCUCUCAUGCUAUGGCGGUGUGCUCAAAGGAGAAUAUGAACCCUCAUGACUACAUUGGGUCGCACUAUCGGAACCAAAACGCAAUCCAAGCUUGGAGUCACGUUUUUCAUUCAUUACGUGAUCGUGAGCGUUGGAUAAAACCGAACGACCUCCCCUUUGUGCCAAAUCCUGAAUGGGCUAGAAAGAAGGGACGACCAGUCAAUCAACGGUUUAGAAAUGAAAUGGAUCAAACUUAUAGAGAGGAUCGUAGCCCAAAUUUUUGUAGUAAAUGUGGUAAUAGGGGCCAUAAUGCCAGAACUUGCACUAAUAGGAUUAUAGAUGCCUAAAAUGAUAA